CGUGCACUCUUUUUUUGCUCGACAUUGUCCCCUAAAAUCCGGCUCUCUCGUACGUGUUUCAUAACCUCCGCGUUUGGUCUGUCUUAACCUCUCACAUUUCUGCUCAAGAACAAACGGUUUCAAUUCGUUUCAACAAUGGGGGGUUCGGGGAAGUGGAUCAAAUCACUGAUCACUCUCAACAAAACCCACUCCAACAACAACGAGGGCGGCGGAAAAAGCAGGAAAUGGAAGCUAUGGAGGAGUGCCUCCGGUGGGCUAACUAUGUCGUCUGCGAAAACCGGGAAAGGAGGGAAAUUUAUUGUCGGAGAUUCUGAGGGUUCUGAAUCUUCCUUCGUGUCUGAUAAUGGAGCUUUGGCCGCUGCCAUGGCCACUCUUGUCAGGGCACCGCACAGAGAUUUCAUGAUGGUCAAGCAAGAAUGGGCUGCCGUCCGUAUCCAGACCUUGUUCCGGGCCUUUCUGGCGAGGCGUGCAUUAAGGGCGUUGAGAGCAGUGGUAAGGAUCCAGGCUAUAUUCCGAGGUCGACAGGUGAGAAAGCAAGCUGCAGUUACGCUUAGGUGUAUGCAGGCUCUUGUUCGUGUUCAGGCUCGAGUUAGAUCCCAAUCUGGCCAAGGAUCUAUUGACGGUAUAGAGGCUGCUAAUCCAAUCAAGCAGGCCGAGAAGGGAUGGUGUAGCAGCCCGGGAACAGUAGAGGAACUUAAGUCGAAGUUACAAAUGAAACAAGAAGGGGCUUCGAGGAGGGAGAGGGCAAUGGCAUAUGCCUAUUCUCAAUUGCAACCAAGAUCAAAUGUGUCCUCGUAUUCGAGAGCAAACAAGAGGGUGACUCCAAAUAUGCUUGAUAACGAUAACGGUGGGUUUAGUUGGGUAGAAAGAUGGAUGCCAACCAAGCCUUGGGAGAGUAGGCUUAUGGAAGAUGGUUGCUCCUCAUGGAUGAGCCCAAUUUCCAAGAAAUCUGAAGAUUAUGGAACGGGAUCGUUCUCAAUGAAGAUAAGGAGAAACAAUGUUUCUACAAGGAUUUCUGCUAAAGAACCAAGAAGUGGGCAGCUUGUGUGGUCUGAUCAGAGUUCAGAUUAUCCUUAUGAUGAUAGAGCAACUACAGACUCAACAAUUUCAACACCCGAAACUCUCGGGUCUAGCAUCAACUUAGAGGAGGGAUAUAGUGUGAGACCAAGCUAUAUGAACCCUACUAAAUCUGUCAAGGCAAAAAAUAAGCAGAAAGCUUCAAAUCUAAGCUCAACAAGGAGACAGCCCAAUACCAAUCUUUAUUCAGUUAAUGGCUGCAAGGAUUUUUCUGCGAUAGAGCAAUAUAAUGAUGUGAAGAGUCAGUGAAGCUCGAACGAUAUUAUCACUAUAUUGUUUGAUGAGCACAAGAGUGACUUUAAUUCCGUUCUCUGGAUUGAGAGUUCAUUAGUCCAACAUAUCUUGUUGUCUAAAAUAUAGACAAAAGAGUGAUCUUAGUUUAUGUUUUUCUGCGUCGAGGUUCAACUUCUUGGUGUCUAGUUUAUAGACAAAAGGAGGGACUUUAGUUUGUAUAUAAUACGAGAGAUACACACGUUGUAAUCACUAAAUCAGUGGAAUGAUUGUUGUUUGUCUGAGUUUUCUGAAUGAUUUGUCUAAUGAAGUAUUAUGUUACCUCGGUUUUCA
Molecule: messenger RNA, 1641 nt
Organism: Ipomoea nil (Japanese morning glory)
Lineage: Eukaryota; Viridiplantae; Streptophyta; Magnoliopsida; Solanales; Convolvulaceae
Product: protein IQ-DOMAIN 1-like
Exons: 5
Coding region: 136-1326 (396 amino acids)
Molecular function (GO): protein binding
Source: RefSeq, a predicted model, not a curated record